ACCUCUCGUCAUGCUCAGGACCGCUGCCUUUGCUGCUGCCAUCGCUUCUGCCGCCGCCUUCUCCGCUCCGGGCCCCCUCACCCUCCGUGCCUCUGCCAAGGAGGUGACUGGAGUCGCCAAGGUUGCUGCUGCUGGAGCUGCUAUCCUCGCCGCUGGUCCUGCUUUCGCUGGCGAUGUUGAUGCUGGCGAGAAGGUCUUCAACGCGAACUGCGCUGCCUGCCACGCUGGCGGCCAGAACUCUGUUGUUCCCGACCACACCCUCGAGAAGGCUGCCAUUGAGAAGUUCCUCACCGGUGGAUUCAACGAGAAGGCUGUGAUCACCCAGGUCACUAACGGAAAGAACGCCAUGCCUGCCUUCGGUGGACGUCUCUCUGAUGAUGACAUUGCCAAUGUUGCCAGCUUUGUCAUCUCCAAGUCCGAGGAGGGCUGGGAGUAAGUUAUUGAUUACAUCGGGGGAUCACAAAGUUUCUUUCACUAGUCCUUUGUGGUGUACAUUGGGUUAAAAUAAAUGUUUUGAACCUUAC
Guillardia theta CCMP2712 is the source of this 524-nucleotide messenger RNA. RefSeq lists its product as hypothetical. Lineage: Eukaryota; Cryptophyceae; Pyrenomonadales; Geminigeraceae. Bases 11 to 436 code for a protein of 141 amino acids. The transcript has 3 exons. The record is from RefSeq and is a predicted model, not a curated record. Gene Ontology annotation, molecular function: iron ion binding; electron transfer activity; heme binding.